AUGAUCGGGGACUUCGAGUACCUGCAGCAGCGCGUGGCGCUCCGUGUGGAUGUCAUGCGGCGCCACGUCGCGGGGGUGGCCGAGGUGGUGCUGGCUCCCCGAGCCGCUGAGCUGCGCGUCCUGCGGCUGCACGCGCGGCAACUCAAGGUGAAGAGCGUGCGCAUUAACGACGUCGAGGCCAACUUCGAGCAACUUAACUUCCUAGACGAGAUCGUGGACGAAAACUACCGCGACUUGGCUACAUUCGACCUGUUCUACCGUGGCGCUAUCGUCGCCUCAAAGGAGGGCGAGCUGAUCAUCGAAAUUCCGAGAGACGUCACGUUCCUAGAAGACGAGGAGGACGACGAGGACUCGAGCAACUUAAGAGAUCAACAAGUGGAAAAAGACGACGACGACGACGAAGAGACAGAAGUUGGUACUCAUAAAGAACAAAAGUUGGUACUCGAUGCCUGGGACGUCGAUCGCCUGCCCAAAAGCUCCACAGAGUUUUGAAGGCUCGAACAAAGCGGGCUCCUUAGCAACACGG
Messenger RNA from Phytophthora infestans T30-4, 526 nucleotides. RefSeq lists its product as uncharacterized. The transcript has a single exon. Gene Ontology annotation, biological process: transcription initiation at RNA polymerase II promoter. Gene Ontology annotation, cellular component: transcription factor TFIID complex. The record is from RefSeq and is a predicted model, not a curated record. Gene Ontology annotation, molecular function: chromatin binding; RNA polymerase II general transcription initiation factor activity; transcription cis-regulatory region binding. The coding region runs from base 1 to 492 and encodes 163 amino acids. NCBI's taxonomy places the organism in Eukaryota, Oomycota, Peronosporomycetes, Peronosporales, Peronosporaceae.